AUGUUGGACGGCUUGCACAACGGCCACUCCAAAGAGGAGCUCAAGUCGCAAGGCGCAAUUGAAGCUGCACGCGACCCUCACAGUAAAGUCACAGCUGCAGACGCCGAACAGAAGAUCCUCGAAGAGUCAAAAAAGGGAGGUGCUGCUGCCUUUGAGUUCGACGUCGAUGCUUCUGCCACCGAAAAGGCCCGCCAGGUCAAGGCUCGACUGCCGCCCGAGCUGCAACACGUCCACAAGCACCAGACUGCCGUCCUCGCUUCCGACCAAGACGAUUCUAUCAAACCUGCCUACGAUAUUCCUACUGCGCCCCUGAGUGCUGCUCUUCCCUCACCCUCAAAGUCUACCGCUGAAUCUGCCAAUGACCAGACCCACGAGAAAGAGGAGGACUGGGCCAAGGUUGGCUGGGCUCCUCGCUUCGGCCAGCUGCCAGACAGCGCCAGCGUUCAAGGAGAGAACCUGCUCGACCACCAGACCAUGCUCGAGGCCAAGCUGGAUGACAAGUUCUUUGGCGAUUGGUACCACAACACAGGUGUCAUUAUCUUUGCCUGUCUUUCUUCGUGGGUUGUCGCCGUGCUGGGCGGAGGUCUCGGCUGGGUCUUUAUCGUCAUGGCCGUCUGCGGAACAUACUACCGCACCUCGAUCCGCAGAGUCCGUCGCAACUUCCGCGACGACGUCAACCGUGAAAUGGCAAAGGCCCGCAUUGAAACCGACGUCGAAUCUCUCGAAUGGAUCAACAGCUUCCUCGUCAAGUUCUGGCCCAUCUACGCUCCCGUCAUCUGCAGUACCAUCAUCAGCUCCGUUGACCAAGUCUUGUCCACUUCGACUCCUGCUUUCCUCGACAGCAUGCGCAUGAAGUUCUUCACCCUGGGCACAAAACCCCCUCGUCUUGAGCACGUCAAGACUUAUCCCAAGGCCGAGGACGAUAUCGUUCUCAUGGACUGGAAGUUCAGCUUUACUCCUAAUGACACUGCCGAUCUUACUGCUCGUCAGAUCAAGAACAAGAUCAACCCCAAGGUCAUUCUUGAGAUCCGCCUGGGUAAGGGUAUGGUCAGCAAGGGCAUGGACAUUAUCGUUGAAGACAUGGCUUUCUCUGGUCUCAUGCGCGUCAAGAUGAAGCUGCAAAUUCCUUUCCCUCACAUCGAAAAGGUCGAGAUUUGUUUCCUCGAACGCCCCAAGAUUGACUAUGUCUGCAAACCUCUUGGUGGUGACACCUUUGGCUUCGACAUCAACUUCAUCCCCGGUCUGGAAAGCUUCAUCCAGGAACAGAUUCAUGCCAACUUGGGUCCUAUGAUGUACCAGCCCAAUGUCUUCCCCAUCGAAAUCGCAAAGAUGCUUGCUGGAAAUCCUGUUGACCAGGCCAUUGGUGUCUUGCAAAUCACCUUCCACGGCGCUCAAGGUCUCCGCAAUCCUGACAAGUUCUCUGGCACUCCUGACCCUUACUGCACUGUCUCGAUUAACAAUCGCGACGUCCUGGGCAAAACAAAGACUGUUCAUGAAAAUGCAAACCCUCGCUGGAACGAGACUAUCAAUGUCGUCCUCACUAGUCUCAAGGAUGCUCUCACUUUGCAAGUUUACGAUUACAACGAGUUCCGCAAGGACAAGGAGUUGGGUAUUGCCACUUUCGCACUCGAUCAACUCGAGAAUCAAACCGAGUUCGAAUCUCAGCAGCUCGAAGUCAUGGCCAACGGACGUGCUCGCGGUCUUAUCUCAGCCGAUAUUCGCUUCUUCCCCGUACUUGAAGGCGAGAAGCUCCCUGAUGGUACUGUCCAGCCUCCUCCCGAAAGUAAUACAGGUAUCGCCAAAUUCACCAUCGAGAGCGCAAAGGAGCUCGAUGGCAGCAAGAGCAUGAUUGGUCAACUCAACCCUUACCCCGUUCUGCUUCUCAAUGGCAAGGAGAUCCACGUUGGAAAGAAACUCAAGCGCACAAACAACCCUAUCUUCCCCGAUGCUACCAAGGAACUUCUCAUCACCGAUCGCAAAAAGGCAAAACUUGGUCUUGUUAUCAAGGAUGACAGAGAUAUGAGUGCUGAUCCCAUUAUCGGUACCUAUCAACUCAAGCUUGACGACAUGCUUGAGCUCAUGCACAGAGGCCAGGAAUGGUACAAUCUCGCUGGAGUCAAGACUGGUCGUGCCAAAAUGUUGCUACAGUGGAAGCCUGUGGCUCUCAAGGGCGCUCUUGGUGGCUCUGGAGGUUACGUUACCCCUAUCGGUGUCAUGCGUCUCCACUUCCAGAACGCUCGCGACUUGCGCAACCUCGAGACGCUCGGCAAAUCUGAUCCUUAUGUCCGUGUCAUGCUCUCUGGUGUUUUGAAGGGAAGAACGGUGACCUGGAAGAACAACCUCAAUCCUGACUUCGACGAGAUUGUCUAUAUUCCUGUUCACUCGACUCGUGAGAAGCUCAGCCUUGAAGUCAUGGACGAGGAGAAACUAGGCAAGGACAGAUUGCUGGGCAUGGUUGAGCUUGCUGUCUCGGAUUAUGCUCAUCAAGAUGAGUCUGGUGAAUAUCUCGUCGAUGACAGCAAGAAGCUUUUGUCUUCAGGCCUGCGCAUGGGCGCUACUGGCUCAGCCAAGGGUGUCCUCAACUUUACUGCAUCAUUCUUCCCUACUUUGAAUGUCAUCGACCCCGAAGAUGAAGAGAAAGAGGACAAGUCCAGCCUUGAUGUCACUGAAUCUACCAAGGAGCCUCCCACGCCUACUCUUGAUGCACGACCAGAAGGCCGCACCCGCAGUAACACUGCAGGUACCAUCGGCUCCCUCAAGCUCAACCCUGCAGCUGCUGAGAUGCGUCAACAACUCGCUGCCAAUGAGAACAAGCAAGAUGAUGGUUUGCCUGUCAAGAAGGAGGUUCCAAGGGUUCGCAUCGGUGCGGAUGAUCUCGCAAACUAUGAAUCUGGCCUGCUUGUCUUCAAGAUUAUUGAUGGCGACCUUGCUGUACCCGGUUCUCAUCUCGAGAUUAUCAUGGACGAUAUGCUGUUCGCUUCCUACACCUCAUCGAAAACUCGCUCAAAACACUACGUCUUCAACGAGACUGGCGAUGCUAUGGUCCGCGAGCUCGACUUGUCCAGAAUCACAAUGCGCCUUGUUGAAGAGGUUGACUCCAAGGGAGAUGACGAGCACGAUAAGCACAUCAAGGCUAAAGUCACUGGACAGACCCUGGAAGUCCUCAAGUCUGCACUGUACACGCCAACCAAGCUCGCACUCAAGGACAGCCAUGGACGCGACAGCUUUGUUACUGUCAGCUUGAAGUAUCUGCCAGUCAAGAUGAAGCUGGAUCCCUCCGAGAGUAUCAACAACCAAGGCAACCUCCGUGUCGAAGUCCUCGAUGCUGCCGAUCUUCCCGCUGCUGAUCGCAAUGGAUACUCUGAUCCUUACUGCAAGUUCACUCUCAACGGCAAGGAAGUGUUCAAGAGCAAGACACAGAAGAAGACUCUUCACCCUGCUUGGAACGAAUUCUUCGAGGUCCCUAUCCGCUCCAGAACAGCUGCCAACUUUCAAGUCGAUGUGUUCGAUUGGGACUUUGGCGACAAGGCUGACUUCCUCGGCAAGGCAGCCAUCAACCUUGAUAUUCUCGAGCCAUUCCGUAGACAGGAAGUUACUCUUGGUCUCGAUGGCAAGAGUGGAAGUAUCAGGUUGGGCAUGCUCUUUAAGCCAGACUAUGUCACCAGAUCUCGUCAAGGAUCAUCCACCUUCCACGGCACUUUCGCAGCACCAGGCAAGAUUGUCGGCGCACCCGUAAAGGGUGUUGGCAAAGGUGCAGUCUUUGUCGGUGGCAAUGUUGUUCGUGGCGCUUCUUUCCUUGGUCGUGGUUUCCGUCGCAGAAAGUCGAAUGCUGAGCAAGACACCGACGAAGUCAUUACCGAUGACACACCCAUGCCUGGCAUGAGUACUGGAGCACCACUCGUCGAUCAACAGAGCCCCGAGUACACUGUGAACGUUGAAGGACCAGGCACGCCACACUCCCGCACACGCAGCUUUGGCAACAACACAACAUCUCCCACCUCUUCUGAGACAGGCACUGCAUCCAUUAGUGUCUUAUCUGCUGCUGGCUUCCCUGCUGGCACAAAGGUCGAAGUCAAGAUCAUGCACGAUGGUCCACAAGGUCUGAAGGAAAUCAUCCGGACCAAGCCACUCAAGACCAAGGGAGAAGAAGUGUCCUGGUCCGACCUACGUCUUGAGAAGAAGCUCUCCUGCACAGCAGACUCAUCCUUCAGAGUCGUGGUGUCUGACCACCAUACCUUUGGCAACGGCGCUGAGCUAGGAGAAGCUCAGUUCUUCCUCGACGAUCAAGGCGCCGGUGGCGAGAAGGAAGUCAAGGUUGGCAGCGGAAGUGUCACGGUCAGGAGUUCAUGGCGACCUUCGACUGCAGACUCAGCAUCUAUGCUGGGAUCUAUCAGAGGUAGCCCUGGCGGCGCAAACCUCGGCGGCAGCAUUGGCAGACGCAGUUUCAUGGGCAGAAGAGAACGAAGCGUUACCCCCUCCGCGCCCGGACAAUCUUAG
Molecule: messenger RNA, 4497 nt
Organism: Aureobasidium melanogenum CBS 110374
Lineage: Eukaryota; Fungi; Ascomycota; Dothideomycetes; Dothideales; Saccotheciaceae
Product: tricalbin
Exons: 3
Coding region: 1-4497 (1498 amino acids)
Molecular function (GO): lipid binding
Source: RefSeq, a predicted model, not a curated record